Messenger RNA from Budorcas taxicolor (takin), 1759 nucleotides. It is a transcript of the gene RNASET2, whose product is annotated as ribonuclease T2. The transcript is spliced from 11 exons. Gene Ontology annotation, molecular function: RNA binding; ribonuclease T2 activity. Gene Ontology annotation, biological process: RNA catabolic process. Gene Ontology annotation, cellular component: extracellular region. The coding region runs from base 173 to 916 and encodes 247 amino acids. The record is from RefSeq and is a predicted model, not a curated record. Lineage: Eukaryota; Metazoa; Chordata; Mammalia; Artiodactyla; Bovidae.
AAGAGGCUCGGACGGCGGGCUUCGCCGGGUAGCCAGGGUCGCGGUGCUAGCGGACCGGCGGCCGUGUGCGCCUGGCGGACCUGGGAAGCGCAGGGCCUGGCGCCGGACGCCGCCUCGCGCCCUCGGGAGACUGAGCCUUGGCGACCCCGCGGGGUCCUCCCGGGUGCGGCGGAUGACUUCCCCGGCCUUCCUGGGCGCCUUGUGCCUGGCGCUGAGCUGUUUGGGCGGCGCGCGCGGGCUCUGGAGGAGUGAUGACCUGGAAUGGAGCAAACUAAUCAUGGUCCACCACUGGCCUGCGACCGUGUGCCAGGAAGUUGAGAACCACUGCAAAGACCCUCCGAAUUACUGGACCAUACACGGACUAUGGCCCGAUAAAAGUGGAGUGUGUAACCGAUCCUGGCCCUUUAAUCCAAAGGAGAUCAAGGACCUUUUGCCAGACAUGAGGAGGUACUGGCCCGAUCUGCUCCAUCCGUCCAACUACAGCCACCAGUUCUGGAGCCAUGAGUGGAAGAAGCACGGGACCUGUGCCGCCCAGCUGGAUGCCCUCAAUUCCCAGAGGAAGUACUUUGGCAAGAGCCUGGAUCUGUACAAGGCGCUGGCCCUGACCAGCAUGCUCCAAAAAUUGGGGAUAGAACCAUCUACCGAUCACUACUACCAGGUGUCGGACAUCAGAGAUGCGCUUGUCAGCGUGUACAAAGUCGUGCCCAAAGUCCAGUGUUUUCUGCUAGAGAAGGGUCAGGAGGUGCAGCUCCUCGGGCAGAUAGAGCUGUGCUUCUCCAAGGACCUGCAGCUGUGGAACUGCUCGCAUGCUGCGGAGCCAGCGGCCCGCAGGCAGGAAGCUUGGCCGAACUUGGGACUGCAUGUCUGUGAGGACGGCCCCGUCCAAUACCCUCCGCUCAACGAGACCAAACUCUGAUGCCGCGGAAGGCGGCAUCAGUCCUCAGGUGCUGGGACUGAGGCCCCUGGGGGCAGGUCUUUGUCCCCCGAGGUGCUGCCUGGAGGCGGGGCCCCUCUCAGCGAAGAAGCGCGUCCAGGCUCAGGCGGCUCUGAAGACAGACGUGCUCAGUGACGGAUGAAGCUUCGUCCAGAGGGAGCCGAGCGGUGCGUCGGGAAUCCGAGUCAGAUUUUGGCCGUCUCUUUCCCUAAGGGAGGGAGGGACCAGCCUGAGCAGCGUGUCAGGAAUCCGAGUCAGAGUCUGGCCCGUCUCUUUCCCUAAGGGAGGGAGGGUCACCCUGCUCUCCACGUCCAGGCUGGGGCCACACGCGGCCUCUGCCGGGCUCCCUGCGCCCCAGGCUCACACGCGCCGCGGUCCGCCCACCUGUCUCCUGAGUUUCCCUGUUGCCCUGCCGCCGAGGGCAUCUGCUUCUCCUUCUGCUCGUUUGCGUCGGGCUCCUAAGCGAAGGGGAAGGAGGAAGUGUGGCAGAGGCUUCAUCUGCGCCCAGGCCGGCCGGACGCCUCCUCAGCCGGCCGGGGCCUCACUUGGGCGAGCCUCUGUCCCCUGGAGAGACGUUCUAAAGGUGGCUGUUGUUUCUUCUGACUCAUUUUGCAAAUACACGGCUCAAGGCAAGGGUUUCUACUUCAUUAUUUCCAGAUGAGCUGGUAAAUUUAAAUAAAGCUUCACAUUUGAAUUGAAUUUAUUUUAUAGCUUUGGAGAAUCAAGAAAAGCAGUGGUCUGCUGAUAUUCCUCGGACACCAGUCUUUCUAAAAUCUGUCUGCGUGCUUUUUAAAUAGGCUAUAAUUUUUCUAAUAAAAUAACGUU